This is a messenger RNA of Siniperca chuatsi (mandarin fish), 9610 nucleotides long. RefSeq names its product TAO kinase 2a (gene taok2a). Gene Ontology annotation, molecular function: ATP binding; protein kinase activity. The record is from RefSeq and is a predicted model, not a curated record. Lineage: Eukaryota; Metazoa; Chordata; Actinopteri; Centrarchiformes; Sinipercidae. Gene Ontology annotation, biological process: protein phosphorylation.
UCAGUCCCGCCCAUGGACAUCCAUGGUCCCGCCCCACCAGUCUGUGCCAUCUUGUAUUUAGCAAGAACAAAAACGGUGUGAGAAACAAGUCCAGCCUAGGGAUGGGGCGCAGAUAAUAAGUCUAAUUUUAAGAGUAUAUUUUUAAAAAAAGGUUAGGUGUAACGGGACAACAUGCUUGACAGUGGGACACCGCGGAGAAACAUCAGCCACACCCCGUAGAAUAGCUAAUGUUAACGUUAGCUCGCAAGCUAUCAAAGCUAAGCUAGCCAAUUAGCUAAGGCUAGUAACCCAGUAACGUAAGAGAGACAGCUGGCGAGCUUAAAGUUUCUAUUUGAGCCAGCUAAACUAGCGGUGUAAUUUGAAAAUCGUUAAUUAAUCUCACUGUCGCCCUGAAAUCAGGAGGGACUUAGGUGGAAAUGGGCCAAACGUCGUGCUGAUUAUCCGCCGAGAGGAGAACCGGGCUAUGAGGAUAGAGGCUCGCUAGCUUGGCUGCUAACAGUUGUUUUUCGUUCCAUACGGAACCACAAUAAGCCGCGGCCCUGGCCAUGCCCUCGAGUGCACGGGCGGGCAAUCUGAAGGACCCGGAUGUGGCAGAUCUCUUCUGCAAAGAUGAUCCGGAGAAGCUGUUCGCUGACCUCCGCGAGAUCGGCCAUGGCAGCUUCGGAGCGGUGUACUUUGCCCGAGAUGUGCGCAACAAUGAGGUGGUGGCCAUUAAGAAAAUGUCCUACAGCGGCAAGCAGACAAACGAGAAAUGGCAGGACAUCAUUAAAGAGGUGAAGUUCCUGCAGAAACUUCGCCACCCCAACACUAUCGAGUAUCUGGGAUGUUACCUGAAAGAGCACACAGCAUGGCUGGUGAUGGAGUACUGCCUCGGCUCGGCCUCGGACCUCCUCGAAGUUCACAAAAAGCCACUCCAGGAAAUUGAAAUAGCUGCUAUUACCCAUGGUGCACUGCAGGGAUUAGCAUAUCUUCACUCUCACAAUAUGAUUCACAGGGACGUGAAAGCGGGAAACAUCCUGCUGACGGAGCCUGGUCAAGUCAAACUGGGGGACUUUGGUUCUGCUUCGAUCGUGGCUCCGGCCAACUCCUUCGUGGGGACUCCCUACUGGAUGGCUCCAGAGGUGAUCUUGGCCAUGGAUGAGGGCCAGUAUGACGGCAAGGUGGACGUCUGGUCGCUGGGCAUCACCAGCAUAGAGCUGGCGGAGAGGAAGCCCCCACUGUUCAAUAUGAAUGCUAUGAGUGCCUUAUAUCACAUCGCUCAGAAUGAAAGCCCCGUCCUUCAGUCCAAUCACUGGUCUGAUUCCUUCCGCAACUUUGUUGACUCUUGCCUACAGAAGAUUCCCCAGGACCGGCCUACCUCGGACGUGCUGCUGAAUCAUCGGUUCUUGUGCCGUGAGCGUCCGAUGACGGUGAUCAUGGACCUGAUUGCACGAACCAAGGAUGCAGUGCGGGAGCUGGACAACCUGCAGUACCGCAAGAUGAAGAAGAUCCUCUUCCAGGAGACCCAGCAGAACGGCCCUGUGUCCGAGGGAGGGGAGGAUGAGGAGGAGGUGGAGCAGUACCUGCUGCGGACAGGCACAGUCAACAGCAUGGAGAGCUCCCAGUCGGUGCCCAGUAUGUCCAUCUCAGCCAGUUCUCAGAGCAGCUCAGUCAACAGUCUGGCCGACGCCUCCGAUGACAGCAGCAGUGAGAUGGCCAUGAUGCAGGAGGGCGAGCACACCGUCACCUCCAACAGCUCCAUCAUCCACCGGCCCACGGGUCAGGAUAACAUCUAUGAUGACCCUUACCAGCCAGAGAUGGACCAACCCCAGGCUCCUUCAGCUGGACGCCGUCGAGCCUACUAUCGCAACCGUGACCACUUCGCCACCAUCCGAACCGCCUCCUUGGUGACCCGUCAGAUCCAGGAACACGAGCAGGGCUCGGCGCUGCGAGAGCAGAUGUCCGGGUACAAGCGCAUGAGGCGGCAGCACCAGAAGCAGCUGAUGGGGCUGGAGAACAAGCUGAAGGCUGAGAUGGACGAGCACCAGCUGAAGCUGGACAAAGAGCUGGAAAACCAGAGGAACAGCUUCUCCACUGAAGCCGACAAGCUGGUCAAGAAGCACCAGGCCAUCCUGGAGAAAGAGACCAAAGCAGCUCUGACGGAAGAGAAGAAGUUCCAGCAGCAAAUACUGGGCCAGCAGAAGAAAGAACUGACCAGUUUACUGGAGUCACAGAAACGCCAGUAUCGCCAGCGCAAGGAUCAGCUGAAAGAGGAGCUGAACGAGAACCAGUCGACUCCGAAGCGGGAGAAGCAGGAGUGGUUGAUCCGUCAGAAAGAGUGUCUGCAGCAGAUGCAGGCGGAGGAGGAGGCGAGCCUGCUCAGGAGGCAGAGGCAGUACUACGAGCUGCAGUGUCGCCAGUGCAAGAGGAAGAUGCUGCUGGCUCGCCACAACCUGGAGCAGGACCUGCUCAGGGAGGACCUGAACAAGAAGCAGACCCAGAAGGAUCUGGAGUGUGCCAUGCUGCUGCGGCACCACGAGUCCACCCAGGAGCUGGAGUUCAGGCAGCUGGGCUCGGUGCAGCGAACCCGGGCCGAACUGAUCCGAACGCAACACCAGACCGAGCUGACCAACCAGAUGGAGUACAACAAGCGGCGUGAACAAGAACUUCGACAGAAACACGCCAUGGAGGUCCGGCAGCAGCCCAAGAGCCUCAAGUCCAAAGAGCUGCAGAUCAAGCGUCAGUUCCAGGAGACCUGUAAGAUCCAGACUCGUCAGUACAAAGCCCUGAGGAACCACCUGCUGGAGAGCACUCCCAAAUCCGACCACAAGGCCGUCCUCAAACGCCUCAAAGAGGAGCAAACACGUAAGCUGGCCAUCCUGGCCGAGCAGUACGACCACUCCAUCAACGACAUGCUGUCCACACAGGCUCUGCGGCUGGAUGAGACCCAGGAGGCGGAGUACCAGGUGCUGAGGAUGCAGCUGCAGCAGGAGCUGGAGCUGCUGAACGCCUACCAGAGCAAGAUCAAGAUCCACACCGACACUCAGCACGAGCGAGAGGUGAAGGACCUGGAGCAGAGGGUGUCCAUCCGCCGAGCGCUGCUGGAGCAAAGGAUCGAGGAGGAGAUGCUCUCUCUGCAGAACGAGCGCUCGGAGCGAAUCCGGACUUUGCUCGAGCGUCAGGCUCACGAGAUCGAGGCCUUCGACUCUGAGAGCAUGCGUCUCGGCUUCAGCAACAUGGCGCUGACCGGCAUCCCGGCCGAGGCCUUCAACCAGGGCUACCCGACCCCCAGCCCCUCCUCGGGCUCCAGCGGCUGGCCGUCCCGGCCCGUCCCUCGCUCCGGCAGCCACUGGAGCCACAGCGUCCAGAACUCGGUGGCCACCCCGUCCUGGCGGAGUCAGAACCACGGAGGAGGCUUCGGCCGCGCCGAGUCCAUCACCUCCUCCCACGGCCUCGGCAGGGACAGCGAGCUGCACAAGAGCGGCAGGGGCCACCCCUCCUCCACCUCUUCCUCCUCCUCCUCCUCCUCCUCCUCCAACCAUCACCAGCAGCACUACCUCCCUCAGCACUACCAACACCACCAGAGCACGCCGCAGCUCUACCGCGACAGCCAUGAGCGCGACAGCAGGGAGCGCGAGCGAGCCAGGGAGUGGGUGGGAGGAGGGGGCCACUACCCCCAUCACUCCCAGGGCCACCACCAUCAACACCACCACCACCACCACCACCACCUCUCCUCCCACGCCUCCUCCCAGUCCUUGGCUCUCCUGCCUCCCCCACCACCGCCUCCCCCCAUCUCCCUCUCCUCCUCCUCUCCUCCCUCCUCUGCCUCUUCUUCUUCGUCGUCGCAGGGAGGCUACGGAGGCGGGGGCCUGAGCGUCCGGGGCCCCAGUCUGAUGGCCCUCAGGAACAGCCCCCAGCCGCUGAGGAGGACGGCCUCCGGGGGGCCGGGGGGCGGCGGGGGGAGUGACGGAGGGCUCAGCCGGAGCACGUCGGUCACUUCUCACAUUUCUAACGGCUCUCACCUCUCCUACUCCUGAAACCCCCCCGAGGUCUCCUCUCUGCUCGGAUCUGUGGGCGUCGCUCUGCUCCUCCUAAACAAAACAAACAGGGCUGCAGGUGUUUCCAACAGAAGUAGUUCCGUUACAGACAGACAGAGAGAGAGUUUUAAGAGGCUUCGUAAAACCGGAGUACAAAUCGAUCGGACAAAAAAAACAAAACAAAUACCCCCCCAAUUUUAAAAGUGUAAAUUAAGAUCUCCUUUCUUGAAGCGUGCGAGGACUUUAAAGUUGUUCUUCGCACGCAAGAAAAGAAAGAGAGGAAGCGUUUUUUAUAGAGUCACUACAGAGCUGCCUGGUUCUGAAAGAGCAGCAGAAACACACGAGUAUUUAGCCCCCCCGAGCUUCACUGUUAACCUCUUCACACGUUUAAAGAGAUGCACAGGAACAGUGACGAAACGAAACCAUCCCAACACAAACACAAGACACGUCCACGUGUGUGAAAAUGAGCCGUGUGUUGCAAACUGAACGAGUCGAGCCGUUUUUUUUUUUUUAAGAUCUGACAAAAACAAAAACGGCCCGUUUGUUCACUCUGUGACGCACUGAAUCCGUUGCACAGUCUUGACUUUGCGGUUUAACCGCAGGAGACGCGAGUCGCCUGUCGGACCAGUUUGAGAUUCAGGUUUGAGCCGAGACCUUCGGGCGUUCAGGUUUAAAGUUGCGGCGACGAGCGGGUUUAAAUUCUUGGUUUUCAGUUUGUAUCGAACUGAGCAACACGAUGGUUGUGGAGCUUCCACUUGGCUAGCGGUGCUUUAAAAACCACUGUAACUAUGUAAAUAACGGUUAAUUGUAAACCCAGUUUUUGAUUUGUAAGUGUUUCAUACGUUCAGCGACGGGGGGCGGGAGGGAGGGCGGGCGGGCAAGGGAAGAUUUCUUGACAACACAUUUCUUUUAUUUGUAGUGAUAAGAAUUCUGUAUAUGACAAUUAAACAAAACACUGCCAUCUCUUUGCUGGGCUGAUCCAAGACAACUCUACCACUGCCCUUUAAGUCUUCUUAAAGGAACAAUCUGACAUUUAGAGAAGUGGUCGCUGUUUUACAGUCAGAAGACGAGAUUAUUAUUAUCAAUCGCUUUGAUCUCUGGGUGUUCAGAGCAGAAGUGGCUCCGUUUUUUUAUUUUAGCUUUAGCGGGAGGAAACUGUUAGCCUUCCAACAGCUGUCACAUUUACGCGCCGUGUGUGUGCAGGAAUAAAGAACGAGGCGUUAACGCUUUAACUAGCUGUUUGCUCUGUUGAGAGAAACCGCCGAGCUGUCCUCUUCAUUACGUCGUCAGCUGAAUAAAACCCUCUCGUCAAAGUAUCUGUAAUUUUAUAUUUUCAUGUCGAUACGUCGCGUUGUGAUACUGUACAUUUUUCUGUUUUAUGGAUAGAAUGACAAGACAGGGGAUGUCCAACAAAUGUAAUACCUGACUUUGAUACAAAAAUCCUGCUCGUUGAUCAUCACAGUGGUUCCUGACUUUUUGUGUCCCAUGUAUGUAUGUUUGGUUUUUUUGGGGGGGGCGUUUUCAUGCAACAGUAGACGCGUGACGUGGAAUGAAUCCACCGAGGCGCCUCCACUACAGUUCACUUAAAACUGGAUCUUUUAUUAAACACCCUUAAUCAUAUAAAAGUGAAUAUUUUAAAUCUUACUUUUUCUCCAGUAGGUUUUGGUCAAGUGUAGUUUACCGUUUAUCGUAACUUUAAACGUGAGAGAGAUCGCGCACACGUGGAUAAAUAUAGAUUUAUGGUCACUUCCCUUCUGACGACUGCAGACGGACACGUCGUCCUGGUCGUGAUGCUAAUAUUAAGACACCUUAGCAUAAACGAUACGUAGCAAUAAUUUAUAUAAAUAUCAUCACAUCGCCCACCAAUAAACUCCUCUGAUCCUCGAAGGGAUUAACUUGCAGGUGCAAUAUGAAAACAAGGCAGACGUGAAGCUGUUGGAAAGCGUUUUAAAGCAGUUCCUCCCCCCUCCUGCUUCCAGUUUCAGCCGUAAACUAAAUACGAGCGAAACUCAUCUGACUCGAGUUAAAACGGCAAAUAAGAAAACGUCCCAAAAUGUCGGAGUGCUCCUUUAAAGGGACGCUGCCAGAGAGUGUUUUUGAGUGAGCCGAGCUCUAAAUCUGCGUGCGAUGUUUGCUGAAAGUGUGUGUGUGUGUGCAGCUUACCUCCACCUGUUUCCCCCCCACAGUUCGGUCUGCAUCUGUAGAUAAGAUGUACAUGUUACAUUACAAAUUAGUACAAUUCAGUGCAUGGAACUUGUGUACAGACGGCAUUUGUAUGGAUAACAUGCACACUACCUAUUUAUAUAAAUGCGUAUAAAUGUAAGAUACCUGUGUAAAUGUAGCAGGUAUGCUGAAGAUUGUUCACUGUCCAAACACUUUGACUUGCAUUGUACUUACCAGUGUACAUAAAAGCACUAACGUCGAGGCUGUUAGAGUAAUAAUAAUGAUUAUUUUGUCACGUGAGUUUUACCGAUUUGUACUAGAUGCAGACAAAUAGAUGUUAUCAUUAUUAUUACCUCUACUGCAGUUGGAAUAUUUAUGUUGUAUGCUGAUUUCUUUUUAAAUGUAAUUGCCAAUUUUGACCACUAGGUGGGGAAUAAGCGCAAUGUUACUGUGAUAGAGCUAUAAAAACAUUUAGUUUUAUGUUUUUAAGGAGGACAAAAGGACUACCUUUCCCAGCAUUCCUGUCGAGGUCUCAGGGAAGGAGUCAACCGUUCUGGGCAGGGCUGCGUUCGACUUCUUUGUUUUUUAUUUCGAGCCAGUAUUAAAGGUCGAGCUGAAUUACGGGACGCGUUUCCAGAUUCUUUCUCUACAUUUGGUGCCAAAUUUUUCUUUUUGUCUUUUUCGCAGCCGUCAGUCGCUGCGCGGAGGACUAAAACCUGCGAAGAUAAGCAGCCCGAAGGGUUCAACGUAAAACGGUCGUAUGAAUAAAUUGUGUAAAAUAUAAAAAAUGAGCCAGCAAUUUGUGAAACACUUGCAGGAAAUUAUUAAAACUCAACUCGUUGUUAUUAAAUGUUGUUUAUAUUGACUUUUAUUGGAUUUAAUUUUCAUAAUAUUUUUAUUCCAGGUGUUUUUAUUUCAUGUCAAGUUGUUUUUUGUUUUUAUUCACAAAGUUUUAUUUCAUGAAAACGUUUGUGGGGGGGGGAAAAAUAAGCGAUGACAUAACAGUGAGUUGCGUUUUUAAUAAUUUCUUUCACAAUUUGUGGUUAAUUUAUAUAUAUUUUACAAAAUGAAUUAAUCUGACUGUUUUUUAUUCUGUAGUUAUUUGAUUUUGAACGCUCUCCAAUAACAGAGCUUCUCCAGUUAAAGGCCUCCUGCUUUGGUUUUGCACAGUGUGAAUGGGUAGAAAAACCCUCCGGUCGCUUCCUGCAGUCGCGUCCCGACGGGCCGGCCAACAUGUCCCGCCCCCCCCCGUCGCAUGUCACGUGUCACAUGACCCUCCGUCGCCGCUGCAGGAAGCUGAUCUCGGUGUGAUCUGAUGCUGUCUGUAGUUGUCACGUCUACCUCAUUUGCACUGAUAGUAAAAAGAAUGUUUGGGUGGAAAAACAAAUGCAUAUUUCUCGUAUGCAGACUUUUUUUGCUUAAAUUUUUAUUUUUUUUUUUAAGUUUCUUUCCCGUAUUUGUGCAAAUGUUGAGGAGAGAUGCUGCGCGAGACAGAAGAGUCCUCAGUAACAUCUUCGGCGAUUUUUUUUUUUAAAAAUCAGAGUGGAAGCUGUUUGUUUUUAAAUGUCCCCUCCGCUGACUCGUCUUUACGGGACGCGCUGGACUUUAAUCCCACGCGGAGACGCUCGAGACGCUCUGCUGGGUGAAAACGUGCGUUGACCUCUGCGGACGGACGUGUUGGGUGUCUGCUGGCUGCGGGAGGAUGAACUCUCGCUCCUCCCCGUCCUCAAAAAAAACACAAAAAAAACACAACCUCAAAACGUUUGAACCGUGAGAUUUCAUUUUGCCAACUUGUUUUUCUUGUUUUUUAAAAAUGCAUUAUUUUGUAAUGAGUUUCCGUGCUGACCAUUCCUCUAUUGUGUUAUAUUUUUUUAAAUUUUUUUGCCAAUUAAAGCUGCACUGGGGAAGAUCCGGUCCAGAUGGCUCCGGCAGAGAGGCCCGGAGACGUUUCUGAUGCUGGAGGCAGACAAACGUGGUUCACCCACAUCAGGAUUUCUGUGUUUUCAUGUUGUCAACCCUUAGAGGAACAUUUUUGGGAAAUGUUCAUGUUUGCUGUCAGAUGAGAAGAUGCGUUUCAGUGUAAAACGGCAACUAAUGUUUUUUUUUUUUUACUAUUGUCGAUUUAAUCUGCAGGUUAUUUUAUUGUUUUGGUUGAUAAAAUGUCUGAAAAUAGUGGGGAAAAUGCCAAAAGGUGACGUCUUCAAUUUUGUCCAACUCAAAAACACAAAUAUUCAGUUUAGAGUUCAAACAGUUAGUCGGUUAAUGGUUUAAUUAAUGGACUGAACUAGUUGGAAACUGAUUUUUGAGCAAAAAUGCCAAAAACUUCUGCGGUUCCAGCUUCUCAAAUGUGAGACUUUUCUGCUUUUCUCUGUUUUUUUAUCUUUUGUAUAGAAUAUUUUUGGCUUUCGGACUGUCGGUCGGACAAAACAAGACUUUUAAAGACGUCGCCCAAACUUUGAGGAGCAUUUUUACAGUUUUCUGCCAUUUUAUAGCGUAAAACAAUCGAUAAUUGAAGAAAUAACCUGCAGGCUAAACAGUAAUGAAAAUCAUAAAUUGCAGCCAUAGAUUGUUGAUCUAAGGCUAUUUAUUAUUAUUUUCUCAAUUAAUUAAUUUUUGAUUUAUAAAAACGUCUUCAACUGUCUUUUUUUUUGGUCAAAGAUUUUCAGUUUAUCGUCACUUAAAACAGAAAAAAGUAGAAAAUUCUUCAAAUUUAGAAGCUGGAAAAUUGGCUUAAACAAAUAUUAGAUUUUGCUGAUUAAUUUUCCAUCAGUUGACGUAUUGAUCAACUUAUUAAUUCAGCUGUUAUUUGUUAUUAGAUUAUAAAGUUGUUGCCAUAUUAGUUUUGGCGUUUUCUCAGUCUGCUCUGUGGUGCGUUCGAGGACAGUUUGACAUUUGAAGCAUUAAAGCAAAUUUAGUCGAGAAGGAAAACGAUAAUCGCUGUGAAAAGGAUGCGAUUUGGUUGAAAGUGCUGCUUCUCGGUUUCAGUCUGCUCACGACUCGAUGGCAAACAAGCAGAUUUCCCAGAAUGCCGUGCUGUUGUUGUUAUUCCUUUCUUUCAUGUCAUGUGGGUCCGUAAGUUUCCUGGUGCAGUUUUUAAAAAUGUUUCUGUGGGACAAAGUUCAGUGUUGCUGCCUCGGCCCCCGAAGGCAGGAAACGCCCCCCGACAGACUGUUGUUUGUGGCCAGCAGGUUAAUAAACUGACAGGAAGCUCAGCUGUGGUGAUGAGGAGGAUGAAGAUGGCGGUGGUGGUGGUGGUGGAGCAGGAUGCAUGUGUGUCUGUCAGACUUGAGAUGGAUUUGAAACGGUGUUUUACGGCCGGAGUCGAGCUGAAGAUGUUCAGGUUCAGUGCAAAAUGUUUGGAGGAGGAAAAAGUCGAGUUGUACAGAAACGUAACAAAAUAAUUUUGGAGAAAUAAAUGAACAAAAAACGGA